Messenger RNA from Camelus dromedarius (Arabian camel), 7870 nucleotides. RefSeq names its product kinase suppressor of ras 2 (gene KSR2). NCBI's taxonomy places the organism in Eukaryota, Metazoa, Chordata, Mammalia, Artiodactyla, Camelidae. Gene Ontology annotation, molecular function: ATP binding; protein kinase activity. Gene Ontology annotation, biological process: protein phosphorylation; Ras protein signal transduction; calcium-mediated signaling. The coding region runs from base 1514 to 4360 and encodes 948 amino acids. Gene Ontology annotation, cellular component: cytoplasm; cytosol; plasma membrane. The record is from RefSeq and is a predicted model, not a curated record. The transcript is spliced from 24 exons.
GAGGUCCCUGUUGCCUGGUUACCGGGAGUCGCCGGCUUCCAGCCUCGCUCGGAUUCCGCCAUUCUCGCUCCUCUCAGGCGCGGAGGAGCGUCCUGAGCCCGGGAAGAGGUGGAGCAGGAGAGGCAAGGCCACCCCUUGCCGCUGCUAGUCAUCAUUACACGCUAAAGACUCGCGGCCGAAGCCGAUUCCAGUCACCAAAGUUCAAACACGUACCGUUCAAAGGAACAGAAAGGUGCCAACGCUAAAAAAUUCGGAGGAAAGACACCUCCAAAUGACAUGGCCAGUUCCAUAUGAAUAAAAGCUCGAAAUACUUUUUGGCCCCAAAGCUGGAAGUCACAGAUGGGCGCUGGAAGCAGAGCCAACUGGGGGCUCGCAGAGAGGCAGACAGCAGUGGUGGGUGUGACAAGGAGGCGUCAGUCUGCCUUUGCCCACCAGACGGCUGACCCCCCGUGGGAGCUGGAGGCAGCCAUGGGCUCCAUCUCCGCCCCAGGCACCGCCACCUGCGGCAGAGGGAAGAGCCACCUAAAAAUGAAGCCAACACAGAAGAAGGCAGAGCUGAGAGAUGGGGAGAGAAAAGGAUGGCACUGGGCCAGAGUGAGAUUCCAUCCUCCAACUUCCUCAUUAUCCCUGCCAUUUGAUGACCUCUGGCUGCUUUCAUUAUUUAAACUUCCAUCUCCUCUGAAAACAACUAGAAAAGCCAGAUCAAACCAUCACCAUCACCAUCAUCAUCACCGUUUGCUUAAAAGCAUUCACACUGCUGCUGAAGCCACGAGGACAAAAGGGGCCAAGAUUCUGGAGAGAGAGGAACUGUACUGAGGCAAGAUGUCGGUGUGGAGCGAGGCAGGAGCGAAUGCAGCAGCCGUCACCCCCGGAGCCCGGCGGCGGCAGCAGCAGCAGCAGCAGCGCGAGGACGAGACAGCAGCCAGCCGCAGUCGCCGCCGCAGCCGCGGGAGCAAUGCAGACAGCAUCUUGAGAACGCGCUAAAGCACCCCAAACGGUGGACAAUGCCGUGUCACUGCAACUGGGAGGGGGGCAAACCAGAUUUUUUUUGACAUAAAAGCCAGCCAGCCAAAAAUAUAUAAUUUUGUCCUUCACGGAGCCGGUGUGUAAAGAGUGAGCGCUAUUUUCCUUCUCCUCCUCCUCUCCCUCCCCCUCUUCCUCCUCUUUUUCCUCCUCCUCCUCCCUAAGUGUACAGACAGCAUCACAUCACCUGGCUUGCUUCUGAGAAACAGCAUCUCUCCUUUUCAGGGAUCAGAGACUCAGAGAGAGGAGACGUUCUAAUGGAGUCUGCUUGAUACCCCAAAAUAAAAUAAUAAAUUUUGGCUCUUGUCCCCUCCUCCCACCCCCACCCCCUCAGCCCUGUGUGAGAUGUUGGGUUUCUUCUUCAUGAGACAUUGUUGAGAAGUCGCAGUGGUUGGAGAGGCGUAGGGGGCAGACUACCUCCACUCCCCCGACACCCCCCUUUUUUCUCUCUGGGAGGAGGAGGAGGGGAAGGGGGCUUGCAGAGCAAGCGAUGGAUGAGGAAAACAUGACGAAAAGCGAGGAGCAGCAACCUCUGAGUUUGCAAAAAGCCUUACAGCAGUGCGAGUUGGUCCAAAACAUGAUAGACCUGAGCAUCUCCAACCUGGAAGGGCUUAGGACCAAAUGUGCUACCUCCAACGACCUCACACAAAAAGAAAUCCGGACGCUGGAGAGCAAGCUGGUGAAGUACUUCAGCCGGCAGCUGUCCUGCAAAAAGAAGGUGGCCCUGCAGGAACGCAACGCCGAGCUGGACGGCUUCCCCCAGCUCCGGCACUGGUUCCGGAUCGUGGACGUGCGGAAGGAAGUCCUGGAGGAAAUCACCCCCGGCCAGCUGAGUCUGGAGGAUCUCUUGGAGAUGACGGAUGAGCAGGUGUGUGAGACCGUGGAAAAAUACGGGGCCAACCGAGAGGAGUGUGCCCGCCUCAAUGCCUCCCUCUCCUGCCUCCGGAACGUCCACAUGUCGGGAGGCAACCUUUCCAAACAAGACUGGACCAUCCAGUGGCCCACCACGGAGACGGGGAAGGAGAACAAUCCCGUGUGCCCCCCGGAGCCGACGCCCUGGAUCCGCACCCACCUCUCCCAGAGCCCCAGGGUCCAGUCCAAGUGCGUCCAGCACUAUUGUCACGCCAGCCCCAGCCCCGGGGCCCCCGUGUACACCCACGUGGACAGGCUCACCGUGGACGCCUACCCGGGCCUGUGCCCGCCCCCGCCCCUGGAGUCGGGCCACCGUUCCCUGCCCCCGUCGCCCCGGCAGCGGCACGCCGUCCGCACCCCGCCGCGCACCCCCAACAUCGUCACCACCGUGACCCCGCCGGGCACGCCGCCCAUGAGGAGGAAGAACAAGCUGAAGCCCCCGGGGACCCCGCCGCCCUCCUCCCGGAAGCUGAUCCACUUGAUCCCGGGUUUCACCGCCCUGCAUCGGAGCAAGUCCCACGAAUUCCAGCUGGGUCACCGCGUAGACGAGGCCCAUACGCCCAAAGCCAAGAAGAAAAGCAAGCCCUUGAACCUCAAGAUCCACAGCAGCGUGGGCAGCUGUGAGAACAUCCCCUCCCAGCAGCGCUCCCCGCUGCUGUCCGAGCGCUCCCUGCGCUCCUUCUUCGUGGGACACGCGCCCUUCCUGCCCUCCACCCCUCCCGUCCACACCGAGGCCAACUUCUCCGCAAACACACUGUCAGUACCGCGAUGGUCCCCGCAGAUCCCUCGCAGAGACCUUGGCAAUUCCAUCAAGCACAGGUUUUCCACGAAGUACUGGAUGUCUCAGACGUGCACAGUCUGUGGGAAGGGGAUGCUUUUCGGCCUCAAGUGUAAAAACUGCAAGUUAAAGUGCCACAACAAAUGCACCAAAGAAGCCCCACCCUGUCAUCUCCUGAUCAUCCACCGAGGAGCAAGGUUAGUCCGGACAGAGUCCGUCCCGUGUGACAUCAACAACCCUCUACGAAAGCCACCCCGGUAUUCGGACCUGCACAUCAGUCAGACACUCCCCAAAACCAACAAAAUCAACAAGGACCACAUCCCUGUUCCUUACCAGCCAGACUCUAGCAGCAACCCCUCGUCCACGACGUCGUCCACGCCCUCCUCGCCAGCACCCCCACUCCCUCCCAGCGCCACGCCGCCUUCUCCCCUACACCCUUCUCCGCAGUGCACAAGGCAGCAGAAGAAUUUCAACCUGCCAGCGUCCCACUACUACAAAUACAGGCAGCAGUUCAUUUUUCCAGAUGUGGUUCCAGUGCCAGAGACACCGACCCGGGCACCCCAGGUCAUCCUGCAUCCAGUGACCUCGAAUCCAGUCUUGGAAGGAAAUCCAUUACUUCAAAUUGAAGUGGAGCCAACCUCAGAGAAUGAAGAGGGCCACGAUGAGGCCGAGGAGUCGGAGGAUGACUUUGAGGAGAUGAACCUGUCCCUCCUCUCGGCCCGGAGCUUCCCGCGCAAGGCCAGCCAGACCAGCAUCUUCCUUCAGGAGUGGGACAUCCCCUUCGAGCAGCUGGAGAUCGGCGAGCUCAUUGGGAAGGGCCGCUUCGGGCAGGUGUACCACGGCCGCUGGCACGGCGAGGUGGCCAUCCGGCUGAUCGACAUCGAGCGGGACAACGAGGACCAGCUCAAGGCCUUCAAGCGGGAGGUGAUGGCCUACCGGCAGACGCGCCACGAGAACGUGGUGCUCUUCAUGGGCGCCUGCAUGAGCCCGCCCCACCUGGCCAUCAUCACCAGCCUCUGUAAGGGACGGACACUCUAUUCCGUGGUGAGGGAUGCCAAGAUCGUCUUGGAUGUCAACAAAACGAGGCAGAUUGCCCAAGAAAUUGUGAAGGGCAUGGGCUACCUCCACGCCAAGGGAAUCCUGCACAAGGACCUCAAGUCGAAAAACGUCUUCUAUGACAACGGCAAGGUAGUGAUCACGGACUUCGGGCUCUUCAGCAUUUCUGGGGUGCUGCAGGCUGGCAGGCGCGAUGACAAGCUGCGUAUCCAGAACGGCUGGCUGUGCCACCUGGCCCCAGAGAUCAUCCGCCAGUUGUCUCCCGACACGGAGGAGGACAAGCUCCCCUUCUCCAAACACUCAGACGUCUUUGCACUUGGGACAAUCUGGUAUGAGCUCCAUGCCAGGGAGUGGCCUUUCAAGACCCAACCAGCAGAGGCAAUAAUCUGGCAAAUGGGCACAGGCAUGAAACCCAACCUCAGCCAGAUCGGCAUGGGAAAAGAAAUCUCGGACAUUCUUCUCUUCUGCUGGGCUUUUGAACAAGAAGAGAGACCGACCUUCACCAAGCUCAUGGACAUGCUGGAGAAACUGCCAAAGCGAAACCGCCGCCUGUCUCACCCUGGACAUUUCUGGAAAUCUGCAGAGCUGUGACCGCUGGACAAGGGGACAGCACUUAGCUGCCUCAGCUCCCACGCCACCUCUCCUCCCCUGCUCUGCCCUCUGCCAGCUCAGGAGGCCAGAGGCUCACCAUCAGCGGGUACCGACCCCGGCCGGCCUGGGAGCACUGCACGACUGAGCCCGGCGGCUUCCCCGCAGCCCAGGCCCGUGCCCGUUUGCUCGGGCAGGGUGGGGGAUCCCCGAGCUAGGACUUCACAGGACCGGCCAGGGAGAUGCGGCAUUGAUCAGUGAGGCCCAGGGGGACGGUGCAGAGAAGAGAACACGGGCUGGAUGCGGAGCCCCUGGGCUGCGAGACCAGGGCAGGAGGCCCACGCGGGCGGGCUCGCCGGAACGGUCUGUGUGUCCGUGUGUGUCUACGUGCGCGACACCAUCUGCUCUCAAUUCCCCUUGACAAGUAGGAGUCAGGCUGCCCCAGCCCUGGAGCUGAGUGCCCUCAGCUGUUUCGGUGUCUGUGUGGUGGGUUCCAGCUACGCUCUCUGGGAAGAUGGGACAGGGAUACAGAGCCAGGCGCCCACAUGGUGGAGGUUAUGGGCCCGGGAUCUGGGCGGGGCACUCAGCUGUCCCUUUGUAAACAUCUGAUCUCAGAGGCCCCAGCCCAUGCCUAUCAAGGUCUGGGCACUUUGUGUGUUGCUCCAAAGUGCAUGUCUCUUGCAUCCUGGGUCUCUCCAGGGUACGCUUUGCCGUCUCCGCCGCUUCUCCUGUUCUGUGACAGCCUCGUCCCUACCUGCUUUGCUGCCCAGCCUCCCCCCAGCCAUUUGGAAAGCACAGUGAUGGCCAAGAUGACUUCUGGGGGCUCCUUGCAGCUCACCUUCGUCCAUGACACCCCCCGAAGUCUGAGCCUUGAGAACUGGGGCUCUGGGAGGGGGAAGUUCUAGGACAUUCUUUUUCCCUCCCUCUGCUCUGGCACUUACACCAGCUAAGUUUGUCCACCACAGUGACAGAUACGGGUCAUUAGGUUCUGUGUGUGUUGGGUUACAUGGCGUGUGCACAGCAUCCUGUUUGCAAAUGAUCCCCUGCCCCCGCUGCUGCAUCCUUAAAAAGUCCUACUGGGUAGGCGAGGUGGGAGGCCGUUUGUUGGGGUUCUGCAUUCUCGGCUCCAGCCAGUGCUGAGUCCCAGAGUGGCUUCCCCCUUUGACGUCUGAACACGCUCAGUGCCCCUGCCUUCCAUCCCUCCCCACCGGGGCCAGCUGCUUUUUCUGACCACACUGGGGUCAAGUGUUCCACGUCAAGGUCUCUGGGAGCAAGUCGGUGCAGAGUGAUGGCGGGAGCCUCAGUCUUUAUGUUCCUUACUGUUUAAGAGAAUGUCUUACAUCUCCAAGACCCUGGACCCCCUUCACCUGACCUAGCAUCAGAGGGAAAUCUGUCCCCCAGCAGGGCACAAGCAGGAUAGCUGGGCUUCGGGCAGGAUGCCCAGGGCCAGCCCCCAGUCCUGCUGCACUUCCUGGGCACUGCCCAGCUCGGUUUCUUCCGGCCACUAUCUUAUCUCAAUAUCUUGCUCCCAGAGAGGGGACCUUAGACUUUAAAAACCCUACCUGGGCUCAGACUCACCAUCCAACCCGAGAUACGGGGAUCUCCCCUGCUUUACGUGGGCCCCAGACUGGGUCACACUCUGGGGGCCAAGCCUGCUUCCGGAUUGGGAAAAAUGAUGAGACCGGGCAUGCUUCCCAAGACCCUGGCCACGGGGGAUCCCUGUGUCCCCCAGAGGGCCUCCCUGAAUACCUUCCCCAUGCUCCCACCUGCUGGGGACCAGGGACUCCAGGCCCUCGCAUAGGCCUUUCCUAAACAUUCCUCUUCCCUUGGUGCCUGUAACUGUGGCUCUCAGCCCAUCGUUGUGCAUCCUGGAGGCAUUUGCACAGGUUGGCGGGAGCCCCAGCUGCUCUGAUGUUGCUGCAGGCAGCUCUUGUCCGCGGCUGGCUCCCUAUCCAGGCAGGUCACCCAGCAGACCAGCCCCAGGCCCAGGCUUGGGCCUCUGGAGGGUCUUGCCUCUCUGGAGUCCAACGGACUUCUCGGGUCCACGGACCCCAGUCUGUCAUGGACCUCAGUGCGGGGGAAGGAGCAGCCAAGGGCAGCUCCCUGAAGCUGAAAUGCCACCCAGGACUGCAGCCUACUACCCCGGGCUUCUGUCGUUUCCAGAAUUAACUAACAUGGCCACUCAGAGCCUUUGGCAAAGCCCAGCCGCGUCUCCACAGGCUGAUUUUUCCAUUUGUUCACAAGCACCAACUUGAGGUUAAGAACGGGGCCUGAGGGAGCCAGGGAGAAACCUCCGCUUUGCCUGCGCCCUUGGAGUUUCUCUGCUUUUCAGAACGGGGCUCCUUGGGUCCAUCCCUGGGUCCCACAUCCCUUGCGCUUGCCUUCUCCCUCCGCCCACGUGGUCACUUUGCUCCGGCCUUCCUUGCCUUCCUCCGUCUCCGCGCUCACCAGCCCAGCCCCUCCCUCGCACCCUCCUCCGGCUCCACCCCCCAGAACUGUUUAGAAGCCAGCUUUCAUUUGCAGACGUUUCAAUCCAGGAAGAGCCAAACCCUCGCUUUCCACUGCUGACCUCCAUCCUGUUCACUGAAGUCUGGGAAUGAGGUCAUGUUCAUUAACUUGUUGCAAGUGGGGAAAAAAAGGUGGUGUGUGUAUUUGCAUGGGAAUCGCCAGGCCCACCUGGGACUCGUUCUGUAGAAUCCACACAGCACAGAUCGUGUGUGCACAUGUGCCUGAUCGCAGCUGCAUGCGGGCGCCCGGCAUCCAACAGCGAGUCCUUUGUGUCUCUGCCUUGCUUUCGGCAAACCCUCCCAUACCUAGGCUUCCCAAGUGGACCAGUCCGCAGGGUGGAGAUUCCACCAGGAAGCCUUGACCUUGUCUUCUUUGAAGGGCAUGUGGAUUUGCACACUGAAUUCCACCCAAUUCUCCCUGCCUACAGGUCUUUCAUAAAACAGGGGUCUCCUGGCAGGAGGACCCCCUCCCUUGGCCUUGUAAGGGAGCAUUCCUACAUGUCACCGUCCCCAGAGCGAAGCUGGAAACUCAGAGUCACCACUUAAUCCUGUUUUGUCCUGAUUUUCCUUUUGCUGGUCAGAGAGAAACCUCUUGUCUUGCUGUGAAGCCCUCUUCCUCCUCGUUUAUUUCUACCUUGGGUUCUUUGUCAAUAGAAAUUCUGGAUUGGUCUCUGGAGACUAGACUCCAGUAUCUGGGAAGCCCUGUUCUGUCCCCCGUCCACCACCCACCCCGCAUACACACAUCCCACCCCCACUCCUCCCUUCCUACGGUUCUUGUCCCUGCCUGUGACUGAUCAUCUGAGGAACAGGAAGUGGUAAACACUUAGGCCCCUUCUAUGUUUAAAAAUCUAGACUUUACAGUUGGCAAAUUAUGCCUCCGUGGGCUGUAUCCAGCCCACCAAAUGGUUUUUUAGUCUUUCACUGGGGAAAAAAGCAGAAGAUUUCAUGAUACAUGAAAACUCUAUGAAAUUCAAAUAUCAAUGUCAAUAAACAAAUUUUAUUGGGA